Messenger RNA from Diachasma alloeum, 2487 nucleotides. RefSeq names its product neuroligin-4, X-linked (gene NLG-3). The record is from RefSeq and is a predicted model, not a curated record. The coding region runs from base 1 to 2487 and encodes 828 amino acids. Gene Ontology annotation, biological process: modulation of chemical synaptic transmission; postsynaptic membrane assembly; synaptic vesicle endocytosis. Gene Ontology annotation, cellular component: cell surface; synapse; postsynaptic membrane. The transcript is spliced from 11 exons. NCBI's taxonomy places the organism in Eukaryota, Metazoa, Arthropoda, Insecta, Hymenoptera, Braconidae. Gene Ontology annotation, molecular function: neurexin family protein binding; signaling receptor activity.
AUGAAUAACGAGUGCUCAUCGGUGAUAUUGUGCAGAUGGAUGUAUAUUCACAAAAAAAGUGGAGAUAUGAUGUCAUUGUGGAUGCUGAUGGCCCUUGCGCUGUUGGCUGUGACACAGGCGGAAUUGAGUUCACGUGUUAUUAGGACAAAGUAUGGUGAAAUAUCGGGUGUGAUUGUGACGCUUGAGCGUAAUUUGGAGGGUGUUGAGGUGUUUCGUGGGGUGCCUUAUGCAUCACCACCAGUUGGUAGUCUACGAUUUAUGCCACCUGUCAAUGGUGCAUUGUGGCAGGGUGUCAAGGUGGCGGACAAGUUUGGUCCAGUUUGUCCACAGAAGUUGCCGGAAUUAACAAACGAUAUGCCCAAGGGGAGGGUUGAGUAUCUUAAGAGGCUACUACCCUACUUGAGGAAUCAGAGCGAGGAUUGCCUCUAUCUUAAUAUCUAUGCACCGGUACAAGCUGGAGCUAGAGACGGCGCCAGCAGAAGGUAUCCCGUGAUGGUAUUCGUUCAUGGCGAGAGCUACGAGUGGAACAGCGGUAACCCGUAUGAUGGCUCUGUUCUUGCCAGUUAUGGUGGUGUCGUUGUGGUAACGAUAAACUACAGGCUUGGGAUCUUAGGGUUCCUGAACGCCAACACAGAUUCGCACUUGCGUUCGCCAGCAAACUACGGUCUGAUGGAUCAGAUCGCCGCGCUGCACUGGGUCCAAGAGAACAUCGCGUACUUCGGAGGUGACCCUGGGAAUGUCACGUUAAUUGGUCAUGGGACUGGGGCUGCCUGUGUCAAUUUUCUUAUGACGAGUCAAGCUGUGCCUGAUGGCCUAUUGUUUCAUCGGGGGAUUCUCAUGUCGGGAAGUGCACUCUCCCCUUGGGCACUCGUCAGAGGAGCUGCGGAUUAUGCUAUGCAGGUUGCUAAGCAUCUCAACUGCUCAUCGGUUGCCCACGAUCCCCAGUCAUUGCUGCGAUGCCUGAGAGAUGUAUCAUUGGAGAGUAUAAUGUCAGUGCCAGUCAAGGGUCUGGCAUUUGCACCGGCAUUCGGACCGAGUAUAGAUGGUGUUGUCAUUGACCCUGGGGAUCCGGAAGAUCAGGAUUAUACGCUACAAGUUGAUACUAUUAAUACACUCAAUAAUAUAUUGCUCAGGAAGGAUGUCAUAGCGAAACUAUCGAGGUAUGACUUGAUGGUCGGUGUAGUGCGAUCGGAAGCCUACUUCUCCCUGACCUCGGACGACGCCCAAUACGGAAUGGAAGCAGACAGAAGAACCAAAAUUCUCCGUGAAUUUGUCCGCAAUACCUACACCUAUCACCAAGCGGAAAUUCUCGCGACGAUAAUAAACGAAUACACAGACUGGGAGAGACCGGUACAACACCCAGUGAACAUCAGGGACGAGACCCUGGAGGCACUUGGGGAUGCCAAUACCGUUGCACCAGCUACGAGGACUGCUGAUCUGCACAGCCAAUCACAUCGGAAUUCCUAUCUCUACGUGUUCGAUUAUCAGACGAAAUUCGGUGACUAUCCGCAGAGACAAGGAUGCAUACACGGUGAAGAACUUCCCUAUUUAUUCGGUGCACCACUGAUAGGCGGCCACUCCCACUGGCCAAAGAACUACACAAGAGCAGAAAUAACACUCUCAGAAAGUGUUAUCCUGUACUUCACAAACUUUGCUCGCACUGGAAAUCCCAACGAGGGUACACCGGAUCCUGGACCCUCAGGAUCACGUCCAGAACGUACGAAACUUAAGAAUACUCUCUGGACAGCUUAUGAGGCUGUCCACAAGAAUUAUCUCAGUCUCGACACAAAAUCCAAGUUGAAGAACCACUACCGAGCCCACCGCCUCUCCUUCUGGCUGAACCUAGUGCCAGACCUUCACAAGCCAGGCUCCGACGACGUCCCCCGUUCUCACCAUCUCUUGGACGCCGAACAGGUGCCCCCGCGAUUCAUCCAACGCCUCCCGACAACAGCCAAGCCAACGACCCUCGAGCUGACAACCGAGCGUAUUCUCAACACAACAACAGCAUCCCCAAGCGAGCUUGCCUUCGAAGAGACAACGAGUCAGCCGGAGGACGGUUUCGCAGCCUACUCAACAGCCCUAAGCGUAACAAUAGCCAUCGGCUGUAGUCUUCUCAUUCUAAACGUCUUGAUCUUCGCCGGUGUCUACUACCAGCGAGACAAGAAUCAGCACCACUGCCCGAAGAAGCGCCAGGAGAACGGCCAAAUGCCGAACAACAUAUGCGGCGAACUCGAGACCAAAACAGCUGAACGCCACCACAUACAGCACAUGCCACCACCGGACUUCUCUGAUCUCCAGAACAACACGUGUCUUGUACCGAUGCCACCGCCACCACCGAAAAAUACAAAACCAUCGAAACCGGCUCAAGGACAAAAUUUGAUAAUGAGUCCCAAUCAGCUGCAGCAGGAGAGCAUGCAGAUGACGACUGUGGGAACCCUCAAGAAGGGACACAAUCACCAACAGAUCAUGGAGGAGCUGAGGGUCUGA